UACAACACCAGAAGGUCCUGGACCUCUUUCACGGUGUUCAGACUGGGGAACUGCAGUGGAAGAAGAUGAAAUGAGGACCAAUGUUAACAAAGAAAUUGCAAGAUAUAGAAGAAAACUUCUGAUAAAUGAAUUUUCAAGAGAAAGAAAGUCCUCCUCUGGAAGUUCUGACUCAAAGGAGUCCAGUAUAACAGUGGAACUUGAGACAGAUGAAGUGGUUUUGAUGAGAAGGCAAAAACAGAUAAACUAUGGAAAAAACACCAUUGCAUAUGAUAGAUAUAUUAAAGAAGUUCCUAGGUGCCAUCGUAUAUCAGGAGUUCAUCCCAGAACUCCGAAUAAAUUUAAGAAGUACAGCCGUAGGUCAUGGGACCAGCAAAUUAAACUAUGGAAAGUGGCAUUGCAUUCCUGGGAUCCACCUACUGAAGAAGGAUGUGAUCUGCAAGAAAUUAGUCCUGUUGAUCUUGGUGAGAUGGAGACAGAAUCCAUCGGAAGCAGUUCUACUGAGUCUCAAACAAGUUCUCAAGAUAACUAUGAAACUUACUCUGGCACUCCCACAAAAGUCAGACAUGUCGACUAUCAAGCAGAAGGUGAAUUUGACUUGGAAGCAUGUUUGAGUGAGCCACUUAAAGAUUUCAAUACUGUGAGUUAAAUAGUCUUGGGCAGAUUAUUUCAGAGGAAGUUUCUUUUAAAUUUGAGAGGUUAGCCUGAUUAAUCAACUAUUACCUGUUAAUAGUAUGAAAGCCUGAGCAAAGUUCAAGACUGUUCUCUAAGCUGUGGCUGGUCAAUGCAUCCUCUGGACCAAACCUAUGUAAAAAUAGAAUUAAGUUGUGUGACUUUGUAACUUCUA
This is a messenger RNA of Tinamus guttatus (white-throated tinamou), 844 nucleotides long. Lineage: Eukaryota; Metazoa; Chordata; Aves; Tinamiformes; Tinamidae. The record is from RefSeq and is a predicted model, not a curated record.